UGCAAUCAGACCUUAAGGAGGAAAACUCCCGAAAACAACAGCUAUUCUGCUUAGGCGAUUCUGCUUAGACGAAUGGUUUCCUUCCAGUUUUUCAUUUCACAUUUUUCAAAAUUUAGCAAGUUUUGCCAACGUGUGGUAGGAUUUCUGAUCACUCCGUCGGUCGGAAGUAACAAAUGGAAGCAAACGAAAGUUUCAAAGAGAAAGCAGAAAAUGAGGAGUUGGAAGAAGAGAUAUGGAGUUGGGGGGCAGGCACAGAGGGUCAGUUGGGAACGGGGAGGCUCUUAGACGAGCACCACCCUCAGUUGCUCCGUUCUCUCUCCUCAUUGGGCCCAGUCUCUCUUCUCGCUUGCGGCGGCGCUCAUGUCAUAGCUCUCAUCUCAGGUGGAAGAGUGGUGACAUGGGGUAGGGGUACAUCAGGGCAAUUAGGCCAUAGGGAAGCUGUUUCCAGUGUGCAGCCUAUGGUUGUGGAAGAUUUGGUAGCCUUUGAUAUUACAUAUAUUUCUGCUGGUUGGAAUCACUCCGGUUUUGUUUCAGAGAGCGGUCAACUCUUCAUGUGUGGAGAUGGUACGUUUGGGCAGCUUGGUCUUGGUGAUUAUAUAUCCCACUCUUCUCCUGUAGAAGUGCCAUUUUUUAGCUCUAGACAUGUCAAGCACAUUGCUUGUGGUAUGCGCCAUUCGAUUGCUUUGGUUGAAGGUAAUAUGGGAAGUCGUGUUUAUGGAUUUGGGUCUGGAAAACGUGGUCAGCUGGGUAUAUCUGAUGACAAAGUAAAAUCAGUAAGCGUUCCUCAUGUUACUUUGGGCUUGGAAAAUCUCAGAAUUAACAGCAUUAUUGCAAAUGGAGACCAUAGUGGAGCUAUAUGUACUGAUGGACAUUUCUAUAGAUGGGGAAGAGGCUUCGGUGGAGACCCAGAUAAUUAUAUGCCCAAACGUAUUGCAGCAAGCCCAUCAUUCAGUAGCGCUUCUAUAGGGUGGAAUCAUGCUCUAUUGUUAACAGGUGAUGGACAAGUGUUCAUGAUUGGCGGUUAUAACUAUGGUGCUUCGAGUAGCCAAAAAACACAGUUGAUAGCGAAAACACUUGAAGAUGCAGGAAAUGAACAAAUUGCACAGAAGGUUGAUGCUCUUGUUGGGGUAAAGGUUUUCCAAAUUUCAGCAGGAGCUGAGCACUCGGCCUUGGUAACAGAUGAUGGAUCAGUGAUGACGUGGGGAUGGGGGGAACAUGGUCAACUUGGCUUGGGAGAUACAAAUGAUCAAGCUAGUCCUCAAGUGGGGAUUCCAUUGGAUUUGGUCCUGAUGGUACCAUUCUUUUCUCCCCCUCUUUCACAAUCCAAUAAAGGUGGUGACUAUUAGACACAUCUGUCGAAGUCAAUGAUGAUACUGGCGGUCCAGUCGGGUUUGGAUCGGAUGGAACUUUCCCCUUUACAUUCUCCUUCAUAACCCAAUAUGGUAUCCUUAAACUGGCUGGUGGUUCCAUCGGGUUUGGGCCGUUAGGCACUGAUCUUUUCUCGUCUAUUGAAAUGAAUGGUGAUAGGGGAGGUUCAGUCUCAUUUGGACCUUUUGGAACACUCCUCUUUAUAUCCUCCUUCAUAACCCAAUAUGGUAUCUGUAAACUGGCUGGUGGUUCCAUCGGGUUUGGGCCGUUAGGCACUGAUCUUUUCUCGUCUAUUGAAAUGAAUGGUGAUAGGGGAGGUUCAGUCUCAUCUGGACCUUUUGGAACACUCCUCUUUAUAUCCUCCUUCAUAACCCAAUAUGGUAUCUGUAAACUGGCUGGUGGUUCCAUCGGGUUUGGGCCGUUAGGCACUGAUCUUUUCUCCUCUAUUGAAAUGAAUGGUGAUAGGGGAGGUUCAGUCUCAUCUGGACCUUUGGGCACCAUUCUUUUCAUAUUGGUUGGAGGCAAUGGUGGGAGUGGUGAUUGCAUUUGGUUCGGACCGGAUGGAGCUUCCCUCUUCACAUCAUCUCGGCUCACCCCCUCCUUGAUUAGCCAAUAGGGGUGGGGAAUGAUAUGGCGGAAACUACUGUACAUAUGAUUUGGGUGAUGGUUUUGGUUAUUGGAUUCUGACGAAAUAUUUAGGAAGAGAAGUGAGAGUAUCAACAUAUGGAGUUGAUAUCCGAAUGUUAUGUUUAAGACCCAAGAAGGAUAGAUCUUCAUAGUGUUGUUUUUGAUAAGUAAAUGUGACUCUGGUGAUAAACAAUGGAGUGGUCUCCCCUAUAUAUAUACUCAGAGAUUUAAAUGAAUGUGGU
Molecule: messenger RNA, 2237 nt
Organism: Cuscuta epithymum
Lineage: Eukaryota; Viridiplantae; Streptophyta; Magnoliopsida; Solanales; Convolvulaceae
Source: the annotation of a GenBank genome assembly